AUGUCUCAGUACCCAUUCCCAUCGAGUAUUGCUCCUCUCGAGCCCUACUACGGCAAACAGCUCACCGAAGAUGAGUCCACCUGGGGCAGCUCUAGCAACCCGGCGCUACCUGCACUUCGCCCAGGUGCGGCGAGUGAUGUUUUCAUGGGCGCCAGUACCUCACACAACUAUGAGGACGAGGACCAAGACUUCUUCGAGGCGAUGCAAUAUAACACAUCCGGCAUAGCGCAUGAUGAGUAUUCAUUUGCAGAGAACCUUGAGGCUUCCUGGCCUUCCCACGUUGCUCAAGACCCACUUCAACUGCCCACGAAUGACAUCAGUGAUCAGACACUAGGGCGUUUCGACAUGUCGACGGCCAUGUCCGACCCGAACUACUUCAGUAGCAUCGCGGCAUCGACUAAUAGGGUUACUCAAGCCGUCGAAGUGCCUACAUCUUUGCCGCCUACUGAGUUAUCAAACUGUUUGUUGAUCGAUCCGCUAUCUGAGACGAGCAUUAACGCCUUAGCAGUUGACUCCAGUUACCAGGGCCCAGCAGUCGCAACCAAAGCAUCAAGUCACCCUCGUGCAGCUGGUAGCGAUGACGACGACAACGAUGCGGACGACUCCUCCAGUGAUCUGAGGAUAAACAUGGCCGACAAGGUACCUGGGCGUGGAGGCUUCCAACAUGCUUUCCUUCGAGACGCCACGGAAAAGUCUCAAGGCAAUGUUCCCGACGAUUCAUCCUUGGAAGCGACACAAAGGAUACCUUCUUCUUCGCUCAUCGAGGCGCGCGUUAUUGCCAAACCCCGCAAGUCGCGGGGCAAAAAGCAGCUGAACAAGAGCUCCACCGCUACAGAGCAGGUCCCUCCUGUAUUUCCAGAGCCUGACGCAACGUACGACUUCGCCGUCACCGACAAGGACGAUGUCUUUCUGGACCCGAAACCGGAGGCGGAGUUUGGCACGCACGAAUCCCACCUUGUGAAGAAGGUCAGCGAUGCCACUCGCGAUCUCAAGGUGCAGAACAAGCCUGUGUCGCAGACAUUGCCGACUCUAGGGCAGCAGCGGGUACUCUGGCAUCCGCCUGCUGACGAUCACUCUAUCCCGACAACACCAGCUCACUAUAAGAUCUGCUUUGAUCUGUUGGUCAGGGCUAUCGACUACAGUGGGGAAGAUGUUGUCGAGAGGCGCGAUUCAAAGGAGUUCCAGCGACGCUGGAUUGAUCGCGAACAUUACGACCCGGGUUUUGUUCAGGUAUUAGCAAAGCAAGUCCUCGACACGAUGAUUGACGUCCAUCGUAACGGCUGGACAUAUUAUGUUCAGGAUCCCGCGUUCAGGCUGAUGUACCACAAGACCAUGUAUUUCACGUUCAGGGAUCGCUUCAACGUCACUGCGCUUGUCCUGAAGUACUCGAAGACCACUUGUGACGGCAUCUUGAAAGGUCAGCGUCUGUACGAUGUUAUCGGGAACUCGUACCACCUUGAAACCCGGGUGACAAGCAACAAGAAGGCAAACAGCGACCGCGCCAUCAAGCUUGCCAAGAUCAAGAAGGAGGAAGAAGCCACGGGGCAGAAGGUAGCCAAGCGCACUCACGAUGCAAACGAAGAAGAAGAGCCGAGCGAUCAGGCCAACAGCUCCAAGAAGCCCAGAAAGCGAGCUAUUGUCAGUGGUGGCACUCAUCUUCCAGCGGAGGCACCCUACACAGUAUCUUCUGGACUUAUAGCAGAAUCUGCAACAAAUACAAUCGCCAAGGUCCCUCGCUCAAGGGCCGUUGGUCGUGGGUCUGCGAAGACCUCCAAGAAGCGCUCCACAAAGAUAGCGGCCUCCAAAUCUCCUGUACUCGACGAUGACUCUGCUGAGAUUGCUCUUGGCAAUGAUACUCGCAACUCCGGCACAAGUUGA
Molecule: messenger RNA, 1878 nt
Organism: Ascochyta rabiei
Lineage: Eukaryota; Fungi; Ascomycota; Dothideomycetes; Pleosporales; Didymellaceae
Exons: 5
Coding region: 1-1878 (625 amino acids)
Source: RefSeq, a predicted model, not a curated record